UCGACCUGCGGGAGCAGCCCGCGACGAACAGCUGAUCCUUCCGCGAGUAGAUACAAAAAGAAAAGAAGACCCCCAAAAAAAGAAGACAACCUGGUCCGCGAUGGUCACCGCCGCGUCAUGACUUCACAUCGCACGCGCGGCACGACGUGAUGCGUUCUUGUUGAAGUUGACACCAGGGAGAAACGUCUAGAAGGAGAGCGUUUUUAUUCUUCUUUGGACCUGUUGAUCAUCGGCGUGGCAGACGGACACACACACACACACACAGACUACCUGCCGACCAUCAACUAUGUUGUUGUCACGUGUGCUGCUCUUCACCUUGUGUCGCGCGCUCGCGCCCCUGUUCCUCUGCUACCUGCCGCAGGUCUGCGCGCAGAAGCCCGGCUCGAGGUGGCUGAUCGGAGACAGGGACAGCCACUGCGGGGUCAUCUGCUCUCGGACGCAGGGGAAGCCGGUGUGCGGCUCGGACGGCCGGAGCUACGAGACGGGCUGCGAGCUGCAGAGGGCGCGCUGCAGAGACAAGGCGCUGACGCUGGCGCAUCGCGGCCGCUGCCGAGGUAAAAAUUGGGUGAAAAUCGAUCAGCUGCCGGUGGCUCCGGCGCCCACUGCCGCGUCGGAGACGAGAGACCUGGAGCUCAAAGAUGCGGCUCAGUCCAAGUGUCGCGUUGAGCGGAGCCAGGCUCUGGAGCCGGCCCGGAGGCCUCAGGAGGCCAUGUUUAUCCCAGAAUGCAACGAGGAUGGAACCUUUGCGCAGGUCCAGUGCCACACUCUGACCGGCUACUGCUGGUGCGUCACCGGCGACGGCAAGCCGGUGAGCGGCUCCUCCGUGCAUAACAGGACCCCGGUGUGUUCAGGGUCGGUAACCGACAGACCGCCCGGGCCACCGAACUCUGGUAGAAAAGAUGACGGCUCCAGGCCGACGCCCACCACGGAGACUCCCGUCCCCCCCGAGGGAGACGAGAUAACGGCUCCGACGCUGUGGAUCAAACAGCUGGUUUAUAAAGAGAACAAGCAGAACAGCUCCGCUUCCAGAAAGCAAGAGAAAGUUCCCUCUUGUGACCAGGAGCGACAGAGUGCACUGGACGAGGCUCGGCAGAAUCCUCGCGAGGCCAUUUUCAUCCCCGACUGCGACUCCGGAGGCCUUUACAAAGCGGUCCAGUGCCACCAGUCCACAGGCUACUGCUGGUGUGUUCUGGUGGACACGGGACGGCCCAUUCCUGGGACAUCCACCAGGUACCAGACGCCGGAGUGCGACGGCGUCGCGCGAACUCGCCUCUCAGACGUGGAAGCCUUCCAAGGCCGAGACCUGACAGGCUGCCCAGAGGGGAAGAAAGUGGAAUUCAUCACAAGCUUGUUAGAUGCCCUCACCACAGACAUGGUGCAAGCCAUAAACUCACCGGCCCCCUCCGGUGGUGGGAGGUUUGUGGAGCCUGAUCCCAGUCACACGUUAGAGGAGCGGGUGGUGCAAUGGUACUUCGCCCAGCUGGACAACAACGGCAACCACGACAUCAACAAGAAGGAACUCAAGCCGUUCAAGAGGUACCUGAAGAAGAAAGCCAAGCCCAAGAAAUGCGCCCGCAAGUUCACCGACUACUGCGACCUGAAUAAGGACAGAGCCAUUUCCCUGCAGGAGCUGAAAGGCUGCCUGGGCGUCAGCAAGGAGGGUAGCUCAACAAGUGGAAACCAAGGGCCGAGGCAAGGGACCAAACUGUUCAAAAAAUACGCAGAGUCAGCGUUAAAAGUGAUCACGUUGCAUCGAGGUUGGAUGGCGGACGGUGACGGACCACCACUCGUUUAGCCACGGGAUCCGCCUGCCUGUGGAGGAUGAAUCGGUCGUCUGGUGUGAGGAGAGCGGUGUCCAGACGCUGAAGACGAGAGCAGAGGGCGCAGAGGGAAGGCAUCCAUCCGUACGCUUGCUGACAGGAAGAAGAAAAAAAGACGGAGCAGAAAAAAUUAUGAAGUUCUGGGAUAAUUUUUACAAAAAACGCGAAAAGAAAACAAAGCGGCGCCAAAAUAUUUGCACUUUCUCCUCCCAAUGUUUGACAUUCUAUCUGUUUGUACGUGUUUUUUUUCGCCCAUCUUUUUUUUCUUCUUGAAGCGACUGCAAAGGUCCGGGUAAGAAUGAGAAUAUAUUUGUAAAGAGAUCACCACUGGACGAUGUGUAGGAUUCCCCUCGUGUUUUUAGUCUGUUGUGAUUCCCUCCGUCCUCGCAUCACAGGCGCCAACACACAUCAAACUCACACGGCGGCCCGCGGGCCCGAGGCCGGUCCCCGCGGAGCAGCUCACCGCUCCGUGCUGAAAAGGAGGAGCUAUGGCAAUGUAGGCUUAAACCAAUUAUGACCAUGAGAUCUAAUUCAUCCGCACAUAUAUAGCUGAUGAAUUGCACUGCGCAGAACUCUCUGGACACGUUAACAUUUGGGCUUCAGAACCAGAACAAUGUGGUCCGGUUACAUGACCGAUGCCACCGCAUUCAGCUUGUAGUUUUCCUCAAUUAUCAGCAUGUUGUCUCGAGGUUUUAAUGGUUUUUUUUUUCUACUUUUGUGUAAAGUUUGUGCUAACGGAAAUAAUUGUAGUUAAGAAAGAUUGUGGAACAUGUGUAGCGGCUUUCAGUCAUAACAGAAGGUAGUAAGAGUACUUUUAAAGUCACCCCCCCCCCCCAAUACUGGUACAGAACAUACAGUCUUAGCAGUACACUAACUAACUAGAACGGGCACUCGGUAGAACGCAUACCUUCGCAUACCUUUGACCCGAUCAAUCCCAACAUCUAAUCAAAUGGUCCCCGGAUAAUAACCAAUCAUCCCAACAAAUUUCAUGCGAUUCAAGAAGAUUUUGACCUUUUCAUGACCUUGACCUUUGACCCAAUCAAUCCCCAAAUCUAAUCAAAUGGUCCCCGGAUAAUAACCAAUCAUCCCACCAAAUUUCAUGAGAUUCAAGAAGAUUUUGACCUUUUCAUGACCUUGACCUUGAACUUUGACCCAAUCAAUCCCAAAAUUUAUUCAAAUGGUCCCCGGAUAAUAACCAAUCAUCCCACCAAAUUGUAUGCGAUUCGGUUUAAUACUUUUUGAGUUAUGCGAGUAACACGCAUACAAAUAAAUAAAUAAAUACACGGCGAUCAAAACAUAACCUUCCGCAUUUUCAAUGCGAAGGUAACGAGUUGAGGACAAUUAGAAAGAAUAAAGGGCGGCAGAGUUGCGUGUUAAUCCUCUCGUUUGUCAUAGAAACGCUUUUCCCAAUCCAUUAAUGUUGAUAUCUAAAAACAUAUUGAUUAAUGCAGCUUUAAACCACAACGAAGGCCAGCGGUUUACACAUAACUCCACUCUGUUGUUUUAAUGUGUCGUCGUUUGUCGUUUGCUCAUUAUUCAGUCGCUCCAUCGUCAAACCGCUGAAGACUAUUUCCAGUGUGUUAUUGUUUUGGGUUGUUUUUCUCUGGGUUCAUAGGGUUUCUCCUGGCUACCGUUACAACUUACAAUAACAUCAACACAUCGCUGACAAAGACCCCCUGGAGGGGAUGUUAUUUUUUCCAAAACAGAUUCACAGUCCAGAGAAAGACGUUUAAAUAUUCGUAUUAGAACCGGGAAGAAGAGGUUUGCACAGAUGACCGAACCCGACCGGUAAAUGGAGGACGAUGUUUACGCGGCUCAGUGUCCCGUUAAUAUCCACUCCUUUCACCCGCCACACUCACGCUUAUGCCGGUCAUUGUAAACAAAGAUGUGGCAUUUACAAAUGCCAGCUCCUAAAAUAAAUAUUUGAGUCUCCCCAGUCUUCUCGGAGUACAUCGUGUGUAUGUAAACACACAGUUGAUGUCGGUCCCGCUCUCACCGCACACACUUGGAGCGUUGCCACCGAAAGCGAGACAAUGCAGUGCGUCUCUUUAAACACCCACAAGGGUAUCGGAUGAAGAGGGAAAACACCCAGAAGAGACCCUAUGAACAAGUUUUUGAUUUAACCUAUUAUUUCUCCCUCACAUUCGGGAAACAAUUGAGUUUUAAAAUUGGAGAAUCGUGAGUUUGCUAUUGUGGUCCGAAUGCUUGUGCAUUUGUUUGGAGUUGUGUGUUUCUUAUAUGUUUAUAUCACUGCAGGCUCAUAAACAUGAGACUAAAAAAGGCUCCCAUUGUAAAUAUGUACAAUAACCUUUGUUUGUUUGUCUGAUUGAUUUACGAAAUUUCAUUAUGGGC
Pseudoliparis swirei is the source of this 4172-nucleotide messenger RNA. RefSeq names its product SPARC related modular calcium binding 1 (gene smoc1). Gene Ontology annotation, biological process: extracellular matrix organization. The record is from RefSeq and is a predicted model, not a curated record. Gene Ontology annotation, molecular function: heparin binding; calcium ion binding; extracellular matrix binding. NCBI's taxonomy places the organism in Eukaryota, Metazoa, Chordata, Actinopteri, Perciformes, Liparidae. Gene Ontology annotation, cellular component: basement membrane.